CAUAGCAGCAGAACUGAUCUAACCUCCCACACCCCGACAUUAGACCGGUUUCCCAGCAGAAGCAGCGGAUCGACCAAUACCAUUCUCAAAUAUAAAGUGGAUUUCUGUUUACAGGACCACUGAGCAGCCAUGGAAGAACUUACGGCUUUUGUCUCAAAAUCGUUCGACCAGAAAACCAAGGAGAGCAGCAAAGAGAGCAUCACGUACAGGGAAGUUUUGGAGAGUGGCUUAGCGCGAGCAAGGGAGCUGAGCAACUCGGAGACGAACCUUCAGGACAUCACAGAAACUAGUAACCAUUGUCCCCUGCAAUUAUACAAAGAACACAUCGAGCUGGAAAAAGAAAAACUAAAGGAAUUCGGUGUUACAAGGGCUUCUGAAGGGAUAUACGAAUGCAAAGAGAAGAAGGAGGAAGUGAAAUCCGAAGACGAAGACCCACAAGGGAAACUGAAACAGAGACGGAGUCGGACAAAUUUUACUUUGGAACAACUAAACGAACUGGAAAGACUCUUUGAUGAAACACACUAUCCAGACGCCUUCAUGAGAGAGGAGCUGAGUCAAAGGCUAGGGCUAUCGGAAGCCAGGGUCCAGGUUUGGUUUCAAAACAGAAGAGCAAAGUGCCGGAAACAAGAAAACCAAAUGCAUAAAGGUGUUAUUUUAGGUACUGCAAGCCACCUGGAUGCAUGCAGAGUUGCUCCUUACGUGAACAUGGGUACUCUUAGAAUGCCUUUUCAACAGGUGCAGGCUCAACUGCAGUUGGAAGGAGUAACCCACUCACACCCCCACCUCCAUCCACACCUAGCCGCUCAUGCUCCCUACCUGAUGUUCCCGCCCCCUCCCUUUGGACUACCAAUCGCGUCGCUGGCUGACUCUGCCUCCGCAGCGGCCGCCGUGGCUGCCGCUGCCAAGAGCAACAGCAAGAACUCGAGCAUCGCUGACCUCAGACUCAAGGCAGGACUUCUUGGAGGCCGGUGGCUGAGCCCCUUCCAGUCAGACAUCACUGCCCCAGGACCAUACAAAAAUGUCUGGAUGUCUGUCUAAGAUCCUGCCUUUAUUUCUUAUUUUUAAAGAUGAGAAGACUUUCUAAAAAAAAAAAAAAAGAACCGGGCAAACAAAGGCAGACAUCUGAACAAAACUAGAGCGUCACCGACAUUGGGUGACACCCAGCACGGACGGGAAUACGCAGGGUUUUGAGCCUUGCGCAGGAGGCCAUGUUCGUCUCUGACCACUGUGCUCCUGCCUGAGUGCAUGCGUUUGGCUGAAGGGAGGACUCUAUGGGCCUGGCCUCCAUCUGCAUCUGCUAUCUGUCUGAACAUGUUAAUCACUGCCAUGAACAAUGCUCAAUAUUCUCCAUGUUCUGCAAAGACUUUCACUCGAUUUUGAUUUCCCGAAGCUGUGGGCAUGCAGGAGGGCGGCACUGAGGAAAAAAAAGCUUUGUUUUCGGCGUACUUGAUACUUAUUUUCUGUACUGGAGGGAAUUAUUGUGUUGCUGUAUUUCUUGCAAGGUGUAUGUCUUGCAGGAUUUAUACUUUUAUUCUCAUGUCCUGCCCUUCGUUCUCUAAUUGUGCCAUGCCAUGGCAAAAAAAAAAGAAAAAAGAAAGAAAAAAAUUGCUUUUGCACUUCAGGUCUCAUAUCAAGUUGUUUACAAUCCAAGCUAAAGCGCAGAUACUACUUUUAAUAUUAGGGGCGACCAACGAGCAGAGCAAGGGAUAACACCAAAAGGCAUCAAAAGGGUAACUGCUUUUUUGUCAUUUAAUAUUUUAAUGAAGUUUCAGUUAAACUGAAAUGCAAUUUUGUGCAGUUAAGUGCAAUACUGUAAAUAUGAAAAAGUCCAAGCAGUCAGUUAAUAAUAAUAAUUAUUAUUAUAAUAAUAAUUAUAAUAAUAAUAGUUUUCAGGGUUUUUUUCUGGCUCUGAUAUCAAUGUAUUGAAUUUCUGUCAAACCGACACAUUUGUUUUUGAUAAGUGUUGCAAUUGUGGCACUUCAUUAGCAAUCAUGUGCCAAAUGUCCCCGAGUUUGAUAAUAUUCAAACAUGGUUUCGGAUACAUACAUAACAGUGAUAAUUUGUUGGAGUAGACGAGCGCAAUGGCAGAGGUACUAGGAUCUGAGACUCCACUUCAUCUGAUGCAAAAUACAGAUGUAGGAAAGCACCCCCAAAUGUACUUAAAAUCUAUUAAACUAUGAAUUUGUCUUAAAGGACAAAUUCAUAGUUCAAUAUGUGUAAAUCAUAAAAAAAUCAUUGUACAUACAGUACAUCAUUUUGAUUGAUUAAUGUAAAAUAUAUAAAAGCAUGUCCCUGUAUAUUUAACAAACAUAAGUACUAAAUUUCAGCAAAUGUUCCUUGUUUUAUUGCUUGCACAACAUAGACUCCAAAAUGAACUAUUGAAAAAAUAGUUAAAUGAAAACUGAGAAAAUAUUUAAGAAUAGCGAUUACUAAAGUUUUUUAUACAACAUGAGGGCAAUGCUUACUGAUAUUAAAAUGAUGAGAGCACAACAUAAAUAUUUCUUACUGUUGUAUUAUGAUCAACAUCAUGAAGCCAUAAUGAAGUAUAUGUCCUAUUUACCACAAUUUAUAUUCUCUCUCUCUCUCUCUCUCUCUCUCUCUCUCUCUCUCUCUCUCUCUCUCUCUCUCUCCCUCCCCUCUCUCUCUCUCACCACACACACACACAUACACACAUACACACAUGGAUAGAUGAAAACAAGAACAACAUUUGGAAAUUCAGCUGUAAUUAUUUUGGGGAUGCCCAUUGGAAAAUGAACGGGACUUUAAUGCUUUUUCAACUGCCUUUGAAGUCAAUAAUGAUCCUAGUGGUCUACCUCUAACAAAUAUAUUAUUAUUUGUGUUGUUUUUCAGAGACCAUAUUAGCGGUUGUUCAACGGUGGUUCUAUUAUUAAUAAUUGACUCUAUUUAUGACUGCUUUUAUUUAUUAUUUAGUUGGAAAUUUCAUAAAUGAGCUAUAACUAUGGGUGUUAAAUUUUUUGUGGCUUUGCAUUAAAAAUGUCUUUUUUUACUUUACUUUUGCAAUUGUUUGAAUGGAAAGAGUGACUGUUGUACAUUGCAUUAAGUGUAGUGUGUCUGGGGUUUACAAACAUUUCAGGGAUGGUAAAAAUAUGAAAUACUUUUCAAACACAUGAAUUUACCUUAAGUUCCAUGGAACAUCUACCCAUUAUUGUCAGCGUUACCAUCAUAUUUUAAGUUUUGUGACUUAUGCAAGCAUGCUUAUACAUCAUUUGCCAUACAGUUCUGUUACAAUGUGGCUCUGUUGAUUCACACAACAUGAAUGUACAUCAUGUACAAGUAAACUAUUAAUAAAGUGAAUAAUAUUUGUAA
Anguilla anguilla (European eel) is the source of this 3327-nucleotide messenger RNA. RefSeq names its product short stature homeobox protein-like. Bases 130 to 1038 code for a protein of 302 amino acids. Gene Ontology annotation, molecular function: sequence-specific double-stranded DNA binding; DNA-binding transcription factor activity, RNA polymerase II-specific. Gene Ontology annotation, cellular component: nucleus. Gene Ontology annotation, biological process: regulation of transcription by RNA polymerase II. The record is from RefSeq and is a predicted model, not a curated record. The transcript has 6 exons. Lineage: Eukaryota; Metazoa; Chordata; Actinopteri; Anguilliformes; Anguillidae.